UGAAUUAAAGUGCUUCCUGACACAGCAGUCCUGUCGGAAGGUGAAUGGCAGCAAUUGGAGCUGUGAUCAUACUGCGGCAUUUCUGUCCCCAGCGUCUGACAGCUGAGCGGGUCCACAUCCACGACUGUGAAGACCACAGAGUACUGACUAGUCUGCACGCAUGUGAUUUACAGUUAUAUGCUCUGAGAAGGUGCGCGAAACGUGCGUGUGGUCGUGAGUGGAAGGGGAAGAGGAGGGGGGGGGUGCGCAUCCUUCCGCAGGGAGCGCGCCUCCGCUGGAUCUCCUCUUCUCACCGUCACACCCACUAGCUCCGUGUUGUGGGUUCACCCCGCGGAGAAGGGGAGGACCAUCAGCUCACGCAGCGGCAGCGAGUGCUGCAUUGUGAGCGCAGCAGGAGACCCAGAAGGGAGGAAAGACACACUCACUCUCACACACACACACAACCACACACACACUCUGGCACAUAUCAGUAACGUAAUUGCCGAAACUUGGUUUAUGGAGAGAUCUGCGACAGCGCCGCAGCGACGCAGGCCGACAUGGAAGAGUAUUUGCGGAGGGUCCAGAGCAGAGUCGCGGCAGGUCUGUCAGAGAUUCCCUUCCAUGUGGUUUUAGGUGGACCUGAGCCAAAUGUUGACACUGUGGCUGCAACACUGUGCUUAGCCCUGCACCUCAACCUGGAGGAACAAUCUGGUGGACUGUGCGUGCCGGUGCUGUGCAGAGGCCCGUGCCACACCUUGUUGCCUGAGGAAACUGUGAAGUUUUUGCAGAGAGUAAACAUUCCUGAGGAUUUGUUGCUCUGGAAAGAGCAUAUAGCCCUGGUGGAACUUCAUCAAGCUGAGAAGCUCUCACUAACUCUACUUAGAGAUGGAUUACUUGACAGCUCUGAGUACCACAUCCUGGAGUCCAGCAUUCGGCAAGUGGUCCAUCAAAAAGUGCAGAGAGAUGCAGGGGGUGAUGGGGGACUGUCCGCAGUCACAACAGUCGCCAGGAAGAUUCUUCAAGAAGCAGCGGAGCACAUCAGUGCGGCGCUGAGGGAGGUUCUCGGAGAGGCUUUGAAGCUGCAGAGAGAGGAAUGGUGGAUCAAACACGGCUGUCAGUCAGAGGAGCUGGAGGAACUUGUGAGAUGUUUGGAGCAGUGGGACGACUUCAGUGUUCAACAACAGAGGGACAUGAAUCAACAAGAACCGAUGCUGCAGCUGACACCGAAGCUGAGGGAGUUUUCUGACGGGGAGACUACCAUAGCGCUCACAUCCCUGGCCACGGACGAGGAGGGAUGGGAUGGCUAUGUGGACGGGCUAAAAGCAUUCACCCAUCAGCAUGGCUACGACUGUAUAGUGGUCCUCCUGUCGAUCCAGGAUGCAGUGCAUCAUCCUCGCCAGCAGGUGGCUGUCUUCUCAAACAGCACACAUGUCCUCAACCAGAUCUGCACUGAGUUAGAGGAGUCCUCCUCUUGGUCUCUUUCUGGAGAACCUGGAGAUGGAGCAAGUCUGCAAGUCUACCACAUUCCUAUAAACUCAACUGCAUCUUCUGGCAUUCCUUCUGUUCUGGAGGAGGAAAUCCAGAACCUUCUCAAGGACUUUGUCAACAGGAGGAGCUCUGUAUUAGCCUGCCAUCCCAGCAGUAGGACCUCUUCUACGGAGGGGGUGGCAGGCAGCGUGGAGUUCUCUCAAGGUUCGUCUGGUAUCAAUGACAUGGAUGGUUCUGACACGGAGAGAGCAGAGGGCAGCAGUGAAAAUGUGGCUGUUGAAAGGGCAAUGGCAGAUGGUGAAGAGGAGAUGGGUGCUGUUGGAGUCAGUGCUGGGGCAGAGCCGUUAAGUCCUGACAGUGGUAUGACCACCAUUCGCAGCAGUCGCUCUUCAAAGGAGAGCUCAGUGUUCCUUAGCGAUGAAAGUCCGGUGGGUGAGGUUUUAGCAGCAGGAGGUGUAGCUACGGGGCCAGUAGGACUUUUUCUGAGAAGUCUGUCUCCUCUGGGGCUGUCCUCUCUCUCACCCCCUGUGCCCCCUGAAAGAAGGAAGCACCGUUCUAGCAAAAAAAGCAGCGACACCUUUGACCUGUUCUGUUUUGACCCAUUGCAUAGCAGUGACCUGCCAGCUAAAGACGAAACGCAAAACUCUGAGGGAGAAGCUGAAGGGUCGAGAAAAGCUGGAAGCUCUAGCUUCUCAGAAAUCGAUGAGCUAAGCUUGGUAGAUUUCUCUGCAGCUAACUCAAUAGGAGGCCAUGAAAGUGUAAAUUUGUCAAUUGAUCACCAGGGACUACUUCUUGGGAAUGAGAUCACUGACACCAUGGUACCCCCAACACCAGUGAACAGCCUGGCUGGCAGUCGUCCACCUAGUAGUUGUGGCCUCAGGUUCUUCCCUGAAGAUGUCAUUGAAAGGAUCAAUGGUCUGCAGUGCAAAGACAGCAUGUCAUCAUCUUUGUCAGAGACCUGGGAUGAACUAAGCUUUGAUACACAAGGAGCCUCGUCUUUGAGUGAUUACAGGCCUAGAGACUCUGAAAGCCCUCAGAAUGUUAUGAACGAAGUUAGCAAAGCUUCAGUGAGUGAUAUGACAGAAAAAGAAAAUGGAGACAUCUUAAAAUCAGAGAGUUCCCAGCAGACGAUAGGAAGGCUCGAGCCUCAGCUUAGUUUGAUAAUUGAAACUAGUCCAUCCUAUGAAAACUGGAAUCCAGACUCUGUGCUUAGAGAUCAGUGGAACACCAUAUCUUUACAUGAUCUUCAACUGACACAUCCAGACGAUGAAGUCAAUAGAAAAAACAAACCUGCCAUCAGUGCAGGAAAAGGGAAUACAUCUAUAAUAUCAAAAAAGAAAAUAAUUUCAAACACUUUAAUGCCAGAAACAUCCAAAGAAGAGGACGAAGGUGCAAAAAGCACAAAGGGGACACAACAGCCAGAGCCUCUAGACUUCUGGACAUAUUCAGCUCAGAAGGGAUUUCUCAAGUCUGAUAGUGGAACCACCACCUCCUACCCUGAAUCUUUAGACAUGUGGAAUACGACAAUCAGGGACGACAGCUUAUCACCUCUCACUACCCCAGAGAAUUUAUCUGAAAACUCAGGUUCCUUUUCUUCAUUUAAUCUCACUGCUAUGAAAGACGCUUCUGUGGAAAAUUCCCACGGAUAUUCCGACAGUGGGAUGCAGAUGUGGAACACCACCAUACAGGAGGACAGCUCUUCCACAACAAGCACUCCUGAGGGACACGACAACGAACAACGCUUGAGUCACAUGGGAUCACCAGAUACUGGUUACUCUCCGGAGACUCUUGUUUGUAAAGACAGUGUACCGUCUCCUGUGGCUGAAGAUGUUGAGUGUAGAUAUCAUGAUUUCAAUGUGAGGAUUGUAAUUGAAGCUGUAGAGGGUGAAACACAAAGUGAGGAACCAGGAAAUAAUGACACCUUACAGGAUUCUGCCUCUGAACCUGCAGAAGAUGACACUCAACGAAGCAACAACAUGUGGGACCUACCUGUCCCAGGCAUUGUGACUUCUACCUCUGAGUAUGACAACAUUGGAGAAGGAUCAUGGAGCCGUGCAUCUUCACCUGAGAACUAUUGCAGUCCGGUGGUUGAUUUGGUCCAGCUUGAAGCUCAGUCCAGCCCAUUUUUACUUUUUACCAAACCUAAUGAAUUGAUAAAUCAAAACCAGACCACUGACUCUUCCAAACAGACUGAAUCCACUACAGAUAAGGAGCAAACAGCCAAGCAGGUAUUCCUGUUUGAUUGUGAUGUAAACAAAUGUGCGGAAAAUUUAGAUGGGAGUAAGUAUGAGAACAUCAGCAAAGAGGAAUUAGAGGAGACUAGCUGGAUGGAGCAACCUGGGGAUUGUUCCCCCUUUGUGUUUGUGGAACAUCGCACUGCCACGCAGCAAAUUUCAACGAAAGAAGAAUCAGAUUUAUUAUCUCCUCUGUAUGAUAACAUUUUACACAAUAAAGAUGACAGCCAAGAUGGAGAAAGUGAAAAAAACAAUGAAAAUAUUGAGGGCAGAAUCAAAGAAACUACAUCCCAAAGCAUCCAUACAGGUACGGAAAUAGAUGCACUGAGAAACUCCAUCAGCUCUCACACAGGUGAGUUACAUUUUCACGGAGAGUCCCUCUCAGGCUUGGAAAGGGAACACAUUGUGGUGCCGGAUGAGUAUGCUAAUAGAGAGGGGUCUAACAGUUGUGACCAGCAAUUAAAAGGAUUAAGAAAAUCCAUGGAGACCUUCAGCAUGUUAUCUUAUGCUGCCACAGUACUGAAAAAUCAAGCAGAAACUGCACAUCAAAAGCAGCUUCAGACUCCACUGCAAAGCAGUGAAGACCAAAGCAGAAGUGGGAAGAUCGGUUCUUGUGCAGACACAGACCUAAAUAAAGCUGUCUCAACUAAUCAACACCAAGCUAGUCUUGACGAUGCCAUUGAGCCUGAGCUGGUGCCAAAAAUGAUCACACCUACCCAAUUGAAAUCCAGCUUCGAAGCUCUCCACCAAACAGAUUCAAGACUAACAGAAGACGGAAAUCAUGAAAGUGACUCCAGCACUGUGGCUCGAAGUGUGUCUCCAUCAUUAAGACAUCCAUCAGAUCACUUCCUGAAAACCAGGGAAGAAGUUUAUGUCCAUUCCCAGAUAUCUAUGGAGGAUUCAGAUGAAGGUGGGAUGUCACCAACUGCAACUUCAAAAAGAGCCACCUCCUUGGGUGAUUUUCAUGCCUGGGGAGAACAAUUUUUGAGACAAGGUUCUUCUCAAAAAACAUCUGAACCACCAUCCCUCACUAACAGUACAAACUCCCAAAACAGCUCUACGAUUGGUACGCCCCUACAUGAGUUGUCUCCAGAAAAAAGCCUUGGCUUACCAUUCUCUGGAGAUUUAAUGGAAGAGGAGAAUGAUGAAGACGACCACGAAGAGGAAGCAAGCAUAGAUUGUUCGUGCUUUCCUAAAUGGACUCCAGUCGUACAAAGAACUAGAGGAGAAAUAAAAGGGUUUGGAUCUUCUGAUCUGCUCAGCUUUUCUAAUGACCAGACUGGAGGAUGUCACUCACUUCAACAAAAGGAUUCACAGACAGAGAGUGAUGGCUUUCUGUUGAGCAGAGACGAUCGUAAAGACCAACAACUUGUGCAUCAUGCCGAAAAUUAUGAACCUUCCAGAGAUCCAUAUUCAUCUGUUAUAAGAAAGCACCAGGAUAUUGCCUCAGCACUGCCAUCCCAGCCAGCCAAUGACAAUGCUCCAUACCAGUGGGCAGGGGGUCAGAACACAUCUCAGGUCCAAAGCAACUAUGGCUACAACUACCAUCACAUCGAUCAAAGAACUGAAAACCUGUAUGGGUACGCCUUCCCAUCCUGUGGAGAUUCCAAACCCAACAGCCAGCAGGAACCCAGUAAUGUCUACGCUGAGUUUACAUCUGACCCCCCAGCCGUGCAGUACACAUCUGAGCACCCCGGGAAUUACUUUGAAACAGGAGCUAAUUCCCAGUGCAACCCAGAUGACAUGUGCUUCAAGUGUCCGAACAAUGUUGACAGUCAGCAUGAGUCAGGCCAUUCUCAUGUUCACCAUAAGCUGGAUGAUCAUGCUCAGUACGUGUCUAAAGGAUAUGUCAACAUUUUGUCGAGACACUCUCAGCAAGAAGUUGAUGCACCAGAGAUGAUGCUGAUGAAGACGGCCUCCUGUGAGGAGCUGGAUAACAGAGAAGACCCUCCGUCGUCCGUGGACGCAUCUGGGGGGUCCAGCCAGCGGAGGAAGUUGGCUGCUCCUCCUCUGGAUGUGUCGCUGGACCACAUCGAGGGGUCUCUUCUCUCAGAAAAUGCUCUGGACACCGAGGACGAGGCGCUGGACACGGGGGAUGAUCUCGACGUGAACAUCGAUGAUAUGGACACGCCUGAUGAAGGCGACUCACUGGAGUUCAACAUAAACGCAGACCCUGCUGAAGAGUCCCACGCGGUUGCAGGAGCAGCUCCAUCUCACUCUACGUCAGUCCAUGGAGCAGCAGAGGAGAGCAGAGGGAGCCGGCUGUGGAGAAGCGUCCUGAUUGGAGAGCAGGAGCAUCGCAUCGACAUGAAGUGCAUUGAACCGUACAAAAGAGUUAUUUCUCAUGGAGGUUAUUAUUGUGAACAAAAUGCCAUCAUAGUGUUUGCCGCAUGUUUUCUGCCUGACAGCGACUGUGACAACUACAGCUAUGUAAUGGAAAAUCUUUUUCUGUAUGUCAUAAGUACGUUAGAACUGAUGGUGGCAGAAGAUUACAUGAUUGUGUACCUGAAUGGUGCCACUCCUCACAGAAGGAUGCCAGGGUUUACAUGGAUGAAAAGGUGCUAUCAAAUGAUAGACAGAAGACUCAAGAAAAACCUGAAAAUGUUCAUCAUUGUUCAUCCUUCCUGGUUCAUUCGGACGUUGCUGGGAAUCACUAGGCCAUUCAUAAGUUCCAAGUUCAACAGUAAAAUCAAGUAUGUGGGAACUCUGAGGGAGCUUGGAGAACUGAUACCAAUCGAGUAUAUCCACAUUCCACCCAGUGUCCUGAAAGUCGACAAGGGGCGCUCGGCUGAUUGAUGGGAGUGCUGCCCAUUUUCUCCCUGCAUUAUGCUGCAUUCUUUACCACGGCAUGUCUUGAAUAUGAAAGCAGGCCUGCAGCAUGAUCUGCAUGGCACAGAACAUAUAAAAUAUGGGUCCAAAAUAGAAAUGCUGUGUUUCAAACAUCAGGUAUUCACUUGUUUCUCAAGGAGAGUCGUAUGGCUGCUUAUCACAAUACAGUAAUCCUGUAUUGGCCCUGCAGAGACUGUCACUGUGGUGAAGGGAAAAUGCUCUGUGUAUUUUUACACAGAGCAUCACAUGACCAUGUUUCCCAUAUUGCUUUCUAAUAUAAAACAACUUUUUUUUUACUUAAAGCAUCUCUUUGUGAGUUCCCUCGAGCACUAACAAUCAAACCAUGGUGAAAAACUAAAACUUGUAAAGCAACAUUUUCAACCAGAAGUUUUGUUACAUCCCAUUUUUCUUCCCUGGAAAAUCAAAAUGUUGAACUGUUAGAUUAUGAAUAGAAUGUUAAAUGUUUCUCUAUUUAGAGUAGAGUAUAAUCUUAUGUAUUCAAGGUCUAAAAAGCUAUAAUUGAUUCAUUAUUUUGUAAUGUUCUCUGGUGAGGGGUUUUGUGUCAAACAAGCUGGUACAUUUAUAGUAGCAAAAGUGGACAUAAAUCCUCUUAAGGCUGUGAUUAGGUCACUAAAUAAGCUUGCUGACUGGUUUGGAUAAAAAAAAAAAAAUUAAAUUUCAGCUGUUUCCAUUAGUUUUUAUUGCUUGUUGUGGAGAAAAAUACUUCAUUAUGUCACUUAGUCCUGAGUUUAAUCUUUCGAACAACUACUCACUAUUGAAACUGCAGGACUCUGCUAAAUCAGUUUGGAGCUGCAGCAACCAUUUGACAUAUUCUUAAAAAAAACUGUGAUUAGGGGGGCAGUUGUGUGUAAAAGUACCUGCUGUCUUUUUCUUUGUAUGUCUUCAUUUGUUGUAAACCAGUUUACUUCAUUAAAUAUGGUUUCCUCUGUUA
Molecule: messenger RNA, 7482 nt
Organism: Oryzias latipes (Japanese medaka)
Lineage: Eukaryota; Metazoa; Chordata; Actinopteri; Beloniformes; Adrianichthyidae
Product: prune homolog 2 with BCH domain
Biological process (GO): apoptotic process
Cellular component (GO): cytoplasm
Source: RefSeq, a predicted model, not a curated record